Messenger RNA from Hippocampus zosterae (dwarf seahorse), 3543 nucleotides. RefSeq names its product tomoregulin-1-like. The record is from RefSeq and is a predicted model, not a curated record. Lineage: Eukaryota; Metazoa; Chordata; Actinopteri; Syngnathiformes; Syngnathidae. Gene Ontology annotation, molecular function: protein binding. Bases 1 to 1113 code for a protein of 370 amino acids. The transcript is spliced from 10 exons.
AUGGCAACGGGCGCGGGAAGCUUUCCCGCCGGCGGGAUGCUCGGCCGCCUGGUGCACGCGCGCACGUUGUCUCUGCUGUUGCUGCUGCUCGGCGUGCCCGCGGUGCGCGCGUCCUACCAUCCUCAGGGCGGCGGGGAGUGUCAAGGAAAAACGUGUGCAGGCGCGUUGGAGAAGAAGAGCGAACUGCUGGCGUGCGACCAGACCACGUGCCGAUUCGGAGGCGUGUGCAGAGACGACCAUUCGCAGCUCAAGUGUGUUUGUCAGUUCCAGUGCCACAAGAAGUACGUUCCGGUGUGCGGUUCCAAUGGGGACACGUACCAAAACGAGUGCUUCCGGCGCCAAGCGUCCUGCAAGCAGCAGCGGAUCAUCUCCAGGGUGGCCAACGGACCUUGUUCUGACGAUCCUGGCUCAGGUUCUGGAGAUACAGAUGAUGAUGAAGAAGAAGAAGGUUCUUCUUCCGAUGUGAUCAAGAACAGCAAGUGCAGCACUUGCAAAUACGGAGCCGAAUGUGACGAAGACGCGGAGGACACAUGGUGCAUCUGCAACAUCGACUGCAGCGGCCACAACGAGAAUGCCGUCUGCGCCACGGACGGCAACUCAUACAACAGUCCGUGUUUGGUCCGAGAGGCGUCCUGCAUGAAGCAGGAACAGAUUGACGUGGAACACCUUGGCAGAUGUCGAGCCGACAAAGACAAAGUGGCCAGGAAGGAUGACGGCAGCCCUUUCAAAGUAAACGUCCUCGAAACCAAAGGACCGGGGCACGGAGACGGAUUCUACGCCGGAAUGCCCGACAGCUGCGGCGACUCGCACUCUGGGUUCUGUCUUCACGGACGCUGUGAAAUCCACCGCAACAUGCCCAUCUGCAGGUGCGAUUCGGGCUACAAAGGCGUCCGCUGCAACGAGCUUCAGGACUUCAACGUGCUCUAUGUGGUCCCCAGUGGCCAGAAGCUGCAUUACAUCCUGAUCGCAUCGGUCAUCGGCGCCGUUCAGAUCGCCAUCAUCGUGGCCGUCGUCAUGUGCAUCACCAGGAAAUGUCCAAAGAACAACCGUGGCCGACGACAUAAACACAACCUGGGACAUUUUUCUGCAGACACUAACUCUCGGAUGGUAUAGCCUCCCUUUCCUCCUCCUCCUUCUCCCUUUUUUUUGUUGUUCUUAUUUAUUUUGGGGACAAAGCGCCUGGAUUGGGAUCUGGGACAAAUGUCGAAGAAGACGAGGAGCGUAGGCAGCCUUAUUUCUUCUUCCUUUACUCACCCCACCUUGAACAACUUUGAGGAAUGUUGGCGCAUCCUGCGCUCUGAUUUUCGAGCUUCGGAAACGUGGACGACCAAAUGAACGACUCUUGAUUACAACAAGUUCUUAUAAUGAUGAUCAUAUUAAGAUCGAUGAUGACUCAUUUCUGAUUCUCGUGAUGUCAUAGUAGUCGUCGUGUGGUUCUUCGUUGGAUUUCAGUUGGCAUGACAACCGCCGUAACCGUCUUUUCUGUGUUGCCCUUUCAGCAAGCGCACACGGCAGCUUUUAGUUCCGGCCAGUUUAAUUUAUGAUUAGAAUACGCAUUUACGUUCAGCUGGACUUUUAUUUUGAAGUGUCGGCCUGCUUCCUUUACCGUGAAGGCCGCAACAAAAAGUGUCUGCCUUUUUCAAAGUCAAUUUUUUCAUUUACUUUGAAAGCUGCUACAAGAAGGAAGUGUUAGGCUUUCUUAUUUAUUUUGGAGGUUGCUAAAGGAAGUGUCAACCUCUCUCUUUUAUUUUGAAGGCCACUAAAGGAAGUGUUAGUCUUUUUCCUUUAUGUUGAAGGCUGCGAUGGGAAGAAAGUAUCAGCCUUCCUUUGUUUCCAAGGCUGCUAAAGGAAGCGUCUGCUGCCUUUUCUUCGAAUGUUUCUACCAAGUGUUCUCAAACUUUUUGAGUCCAGGGACCCCUCAUAAUUUUUUGUUGUAUUUUGUUGAGAUUAAAAAAAUAGUCAAAUGACGCAAAUGUUCUUUUUCCAAAAACAAAGUCAAGGUUUGGCAAAAGAGAAAGUCGUAUUUUAACGGUUGAAUUAAAAAAAAUGUCCUAGCAUUAAACCUUUUAUUCUGGAAAAGACACCUUUACCCCCCGAUAAAAAUGGGAACACACACCAACCACCCCAGAUUCCUUUUCUAUUAUGCCAGGACAGCCAAUUAUUUUGCAGAUCUCCACAUUACAGCUGGCCAGUCAGCUAUAAUGUGGAGAUCUGGGUUUAGGAAUCCCAGUUUUAGAACCACUGGCACAGACGACUCCGAUUUUUUUUUUGGUACAGUAAUCCCUGUUUAUCCCGCAGAGGUUAUGUUCCAAGAAGGUCGCGUGAUAAGUGAAAUCUGUGAAGUAGUCACCUUUGAAUGAAACCAAAGAUUAAACCUUUUUUCAGGCCAGAGUAUUUAAAUGCAUAACAUAACGCGAUGUAAGAAUAAAUAAAAAUGCAGCCCCCUGGCCCCAAAAAAAGCCAGAACCAGCAAAGCAGUGGAAGAUGAACCGUGUUACAGCGAGGGAUUACUGUAGUGUAUGUUUUUAACACACCUUAAAAGUAUUUACUAAGUAUUUUUUUUUUUUCACUCGAGUUGUAGAAAUGGUAAAAUGUGUGAUGUCAAGAAAGCAAAGUGAAUGUGACUCCGAGGGCAAAAGGCAAACCUUAGCAGGCUAAUAUUCUGGCAUAGUUUGCUAAAGGUGGUGAAUGACAAACAUUUUGGAAGUAUUGCCCCCCCCCCAUUUCCGAAAAAAAAAAAAAAAGAAUCGUUUUGAAUCACACUGGACACGAUCGAAGCGGGAACAUCCAGCUGGCUGAAAUAAAAAUUCUUCUCCGCCUUUAUUUGAGUUAGCAUGUUUGAGCUAACAAGGCCAACUGGCCACAAGUGACGAAGCCUUCAUGUGUCUGAGCUAACCACUAGCUGACGACCAAAACAAGUAUUAACUCACUUUAUUUUGGUUAGCUUGGUCAAGUGUAUUAAUGAAGCUAACUGACCACACAAAGACACAAAAACAGACACACAAACAUAUCCACCAGUGUGUGUGCACAGACACACAAAGACAAAUGCAGAAACACGCGCAAACACAUGCAGACACUUUACCCUCAGGCCAAUAGCGCCUUUCGCUCGGCAAGCUAACAAUUUUUUUAAUUUCCCCUUUGUAUUUGACAACACAAAUGUUUUCAGGUUUCUUUUUGUUCCAUAGGGGUCAACGUGACAAUCACAAAACAUCUGUUGGUGUCAUAACAAAAGAUUUUAAUUUAUGGUUGAAAAAGAAACGAUUGUAGUCGUGAUGUUGUGUUGUGUUUAUUAGCAUAGCAACUAGCAGUGUAGUGGCGGUAAGGGGGCGGGGUCACAAAGGACGUAAUGAGUCGGAAAACUUGUCUUACGUUUGUCAUUUCAUUUUGAUGAUCAGCACCAGCACCCAACCCAGCGGCGGCCCCCUCCCUCCGUGAACGUUUGUUUGUCUUGUUGUGAUUGUUCAUCUUAACGUGGCUUCAAUGUGUUGAUGUGUUGACUUGCAUGUGAACUUUGAAUAAAAACAGUUUUUUUCCCCAACAAAA